AUGGUACAGAUUCCAGGAAGAUUCAACAGAACAGCGGCGGCUUUCGACUUAGCGGCGGCGCGUGCACGUCCGCCGUGCGAUAGUAGCAGCGGAAGUGAUCAUUCUCCGGAGGAGACAACGGAUCUUUGGGAUCUGGUCGAAUCUUUUAUGGAUAGAGAAAUCAAAGUUUUACCGGAGGAGGUUCCUGAGGAAGAAAAUGAUGAUAAAUCGGACGACGAUUUCGAAGACGUUAAAGAGAGGUUACGGGGGAUUCUUGAAAAUCACGGUAACGAAGAGCGGCGGAGAAUAUUGGUCAAGGCGGUGAAUGCUAUAGGGUUCAUCGGAGAAAAACGCAACUUGAUGGCUUUUCUACGUAACAAGGGUUUUGAUGCAGGUCUCUGCAAGUCCCGGUGGGAGAGAUUUGGCAAGAACACAGCUGGGAAGUACGAGUACGUCGACAUUAAGGAAGGAGAUAAGAACCGUUUAAUCAUCGAGACAAAUCUUGCAGGAGAGUUCGAGAUUGCUCGGCCUACGACAAGAUACCUUUCUCUCUUAGCUCAACUGCCAAGUGUCUUUGUCGGAACACCAGAGGAGCUGAAAAAGCUUGUGAGGAUCAUGUGCUUCGAGAUAAGGCGGUCAAUGAAGCGAGCUAAGAUUCACGUGCCGCCGUGGAGGAGGAACGGUUACAUGCAAGCCAAGUGGUUCGGUCACUAUAAACGAACCUCUAACGAAGUUGUGACUAGGGUUAAGAGCUGUGGCUGUGGACCGCGUCUCGGGUUCGAGGAAAUGAAAACGGCGACGUUUAAUGGUUUUAAGGAGGUGGAGAGGAAGAGGAGUGGUUUAAAAAUUGGCCGGCUUACGGUGGCUUUCAGUGGCAGUGAAGUGGGGAUAUAA
Messenger RNA from Arabis nemorensis, 873 nucleotides. Lineage: Eukaryota; Viridiplantae; Streptophyta; Magnoliopsida; Brassicales; Brassicaceae. The record is from the annotation of a GenBank genome assembly.